Osmerus eperlanus (European smelt) is the source of this 2382-nucleotide messenger RNA. It is a transcript of the gene slc10a1, whose product is annotated as solute carrier family 10 member 1. The transcript has 8 exons. Gene Ontology annotation, biological process: bile acid and bile salt transport. The coding region runs from base 287 to 1444 and encodes 385 amino acids. Lineage: Eukaryota; Metazoa; Chordata; Actinopteri; Osmeriformes; Osmeridae. Gene Ontology annotation, molecular function: bile acid:sodium symporter activity. Gene Ontology annotation, cellular component: membrane. The record is from RefSeq and is a predicted model, not a curated record.
CUGACGACGACACUAAAUGUGACUUGCAAAGAAAAGACAAAAUAUGAAAGAAAAAAAGCAGAGAGGAAGAAACAUUGGGAGCUUCUCCUUGUGCUCUGUGCAAAUCCCAGAGAGAUUGCAAAUGACAAGCACAUUACAAGUCAGUAUUGUGUUAAAACAACAAAUGUAAGGCAGAUUUUGACAGUUUAUAGUUUUGUGCAUGUACAACUUUAUAGACCAUAGUCAAAACCAUCUUCCAAAUCCUUCUGUGCAGCACUGUGUAUAAAGCACAAACACAAACAGAAGGAUGACAGGGAAAUGGAAACCCACACCUGUGAUUACAGUAUACAAGGAAAUAAGCCAAGUCCAAAAUCUGAAUUUCUCUCUCACUCAAAUGUAUUUUGUAAUGGUCCAGAUACUGACAAUCCAAACCAACGUUAUGGAGCUGUCCUUUCAUGAAGAACUGUGGCUCAAUGACAGUGCACCACACAACACCACAGUCUUGGAAACCAGUGCAAUCCUGGAUGGAGCCAUAAGUAUAGGAACUGUGAUCGUCCUCUUCAUCACCAUGAUAUCUUUGGGCUGUACCAUGCAGGUAUCCAAGAUUAGGGAUCACAUAAUGAAGCCAAAAGGAGUUGCCAUAGCAGUUGUGGCCCAGUAUGGUGUCAUGCCCCUCACAGCCUUCGCCCUGGGCAAGGUGUUCCAGCUGAGGCCUCUGGAAGCCGUGGUGGUGCUGGUCUGUGGCUGCUGUCCGGGGGGUAACCUGUCCAACAUUCUGGCCCUGGCUCUUCAGGGAGACAUGAACCUCAGUAUUGUGAUGACCACCUGCUCCACCGUGCUGGCGCUGGGAUUGAUGCCUCUGCUCCUGUACCUGUACUGCCACGGCAUCGCUGACGUGGGCAGCGCUGUCCCCUACACUGGCAUCACCCUGGCUCUGACCAUGACCCUGGUGCCCUGUGGCAUCGGCAUCCUCAUCAACCACUUCCGGCCGCAAUACUCCAAGACCAUCACCAAGGUGGGUAUCUCCAUCAUGCUGGUGUCCAUGGUGAUCAUAGGCAUCUUGGCCGGCCUGACCAUGGCUAACAGCAUCCUCCAGGUCCUGUCCCCGACCCUCACAGCCACGGCUGCCCUCAUGCCCCUCAUCGGCUACACCUUUGGAUACGCCAUCUCCUAUCUCUUCAGACUCGACGGAUCGGGCCGGAGGACGAUCGCCAUGGAGACAGGCUGUCAGAACAUCCAGCUGUGCUCCACCAUUCUGAAGGUGGCCUUUCCCCCGGAGGUCAUUGGCCCUUACUUCCUGUUUCCUCUGAUAUACAUCUUGUUCCAGAUAGUCGAAGCUGGUCUGCUCAUCCUAGUGUUCAGGUGCCACCAGCACUUCAGCAAGCCAAACAAAGAGUCAGAGGUGUACCAGGCAGUGAGCAGCCACCUGGAGGAGGUGAAGGAGCCAGCUGAUGUGAACGUUUGACAAAAAGGCCUCACAGAAAAAGCUUGGGACUUUUUCCAGUGUUGGUACGAGGCCCCUCCAAGGUUUCUGAGGAACUUGGACCAUCCUAUAGUCUACACGGAGUCGAAAUUGUGAUGUCUCAGUGAAAGGUCAAGCAGACUGAGAAUUGUCACAUUGGUGACCACAUUAAGCUGUGGAGUAAGAUAAGUGUUUGAGUCCAUCGGCCUUGAUGCGUGUUUGGACUUCUGUACCGUGUUCCAGGUUUUGUGGCAGGCAGUCAAAUAUAAAAUGAGUUGAAGAUGUUGACAGGUAUGUACAGCAAGAACUACCAGAGAAACCUUUUCCAAGUUUAUUCUUUAUUAAGCUCUGACAUACACAAAUAAGUUACUAUGUCUUGUUUGAAAGAGUUUGGUCCUAAUGUCAUUUUUGAUCACAUACAAAUGUUGCCUUUCUAUAAGAUUAACAAUAAAAACCGUACAUGUAUUAUGAAUACAAAAUAUUUUUAUUUUUUCCAACGGUCAAGAGGAUCGUGUUCCAAACUUUGUACUAACAGUACGUUGUUGCACAAUCCUCCAGACACCACCAUACAUUGUAAAAAGAAAACAUAUACAUUGCUUUACAGAAACAAUAUUUCAUACAACCACUCUGAACAUUCAAUACAAUGCAUAAAAAAGAACAGCAUGAACAACAUUUAAAAAAAUGUAUUCAAACGGGAGCAUAAAAAAAAAAAAAAGUUUUAAUAAAUCACAGCAUAAAACAACCCCAAACUGUUAAACCUUUAAGCUUAGAUAAGUUCUAUUCAAAGCAUUUCCAAAACUCAAUAAUCACCGUGCAUUAUCUUUCAUCGACAGUUCCUGAUAAGAGCUGCCAGCCUGGGGAGGGGUCAUUCGCACAGGCGCUUUAAUAAUAAAAUAAAAAAAUAUUCCAACCAUUAUUUUAAGCCCAGAUACUGACCACAA